Microthlaspi erraticum is the source of this 2595-nucleotide messenger RNA. The record is from the annotation of a GenBank genome assembly. Lineage: Eukaryota; Viridiplantae; Streptophyta; Magnoliopsida; Brassicales; Brassicaceae.
AUGGUGGCUGUUCAGUUGUUUGGCUGGAAGCCAUUGUUUCUACCUUCGCAAGCUUCGAGACUGAAACAAUUCGCGUCUUUCAACAGGAGAUUGAGUUUACACUCUCUACCUUUAGGUGGGAUCGAGUCUUGUAGAUACAGAGGGAUCUUCAAAGUCAAAUCUCAAAAGACAGGAAACACAGAUCCGUCUAGUUUCAACCUGGAUUCAUUGAAUGCUAUUAAUUCCAAAUUCCAUAAGAGUCUUCCAUAUAAACUAGUGGUAGGAUGCAUCCCACUGUACGCGGUGUUCAGAAUAAUGCAAAAGAUGUUUCAAGAGCUUCCAGGUCUAAUUCAGCACUCGGUGGGGGCUGGCUUGCCUUUCGCUUGUGCGUCGAACUCUCUGAGUAAACCAACUCCUCUCAAGUUGGACGUGUCCAUUCCUUCUUUACAUGAUAUCAAAUGGAGUUUUGCAAGGUUCAUUUACCUGUUCAAUAUCCAGCUUGAGAAGAACAUUGCCACAUUCUCGCUGAGUGUUAUUGUUAGUGUCACUGUGAUGGAGAUUAGCAUUGUUCAUAUGUUGUUAAAUUCUAUUUUACUCUUUGUGGCUGUGACAUCGCUUCUGAUCAAUUGCCGUGGCGGCUAUCUUAGGUUCCUCGUGGUGCUUCUGGUAGCAUGCCUAUCGUUUGUUAUAAUUGGGGGAUUCUUGUUUUUCCAGUUCAGGAAAGACACUCAACGCUUCGAAGACUGCCUCUGGGAGGCCUGGUCAUGCCUCAUUUCGUCUUCUUCUCAUCUGAAGCAAAAGACACGCCUUGAAAGAGUCAUUGGAUUUGUGCUAGCCAUUUGGGGAAUAUUGUUUUACUCUCGGCUUUUAAGCACAAUGACGGAACAAUUUAGGAGUAAUAUGCAAAAGCUGAGGGAAGGGGCACAGAUGCAAGUCAUAGAAGCUGAUCAUAUCAUCAUUUGUGGAGUAAACAGUCAUCUGCCUUUCAUUCUAAAGCAACUGAACAGUUAUCAUGAGCAUGCUGUCCGCUUAGGUACCGCCACAGCUAGGAGGCAGAGACUUCUGCUUAUGUCUGAUACUCCAAGGAAGCAGAUGGACAAGAUAGCUGAGGCGUACUCUAGAGAUUUUAAUCAUAUUGAGAUCCUUACAAAGAGUUGUAGUCUUAACAUGACAAAAUCAUUUGAGAGGGCUGCUGCCUCUAUGGCGCGUGCUAUUAUCAUACUACCAACGAAAGGUGAUCGGUACGAAGUUGACACAGACGCGUUUCUUUCUGUAUUAGCCCUACAACCUAUACCAAAUAUGGGAUCCAUCCCAACCAUUGUAGAGGUAUCAACCCCUAGUACAUAUGAUCUUCUCAAGUCCAUUUCGGGACUGAAAGUGGAGCCGGUUGAAAAUGUUACGUCCAAAUUGUUUGUCCAAUGCUCACGUCAAAAGGACCUGAUAAAGAUUUAUAGGCACCUACUAAAUUACUCAAAAAAUGUAUUUAAUCUUUGCAGCUUCCCCAAUCUAGCUGGGAUGAGGUAUAGACAGUUAAGACUUGGCUUCCAGGAGGUUGUGGUAUGUGGCCUUUUACGAGAUGGGAAAGUAGAUUUCCAUCCAAACGAUGACGAAAAGCUGAUGGAAACCGACAAAGUAUUGUUUAUCGCGCCUCUCAAUUGGAAGAAGAAGCAACUUCUGUACACAGACAUGAAAAUUGAAAACGUUACAGUAGAUGAGCCUGACACUCGGAAGCAAGUGUUUGAGAAGAAAAGAUCACGGCUAGCGAAGAUUAUAAUGCGUCCUAGUAAAUCCUUAUCAAAGGGAUCAGAUUCCAUCAAAGGACCAAAAGAAUCUAUACUUUUACUUGGUUGGCGUGGAGAUGUUGUAGAUAUGGUUGAGGAGUUUGAUAAUUAUCUUGGUCCAGGCAGUUCAUUGGAGAUAUUGUCUGAUGUACCGUUAGAGGAUAGAAGUAGAGUGAGCAAUGGUAAAGGUUCAGGGAAAAUCAAGAACAUCCAAGUUUCACAUAGGGUUGGGAAUCCUAUGAACUAUGAGACACUGAAAGAAACUAUAAUGCAUAUGCAAAGUAAAUAUAGGAAAGGUGAAGAUAUUCCUCUGACUAUCCUUGUAAUAUCGGAUCGAGACUGGCUUCUUGGAGAUCCAUCUAGAGCAGACAAACAAUCCGCUUACUCUCUUCUCCUCGCUGAAAGCAUCUGCAACAAGCUUGGCGUUAAGGUACAAAAUCUAGCUGCGGAAAUCGUCGACUCAAAACUCGGCAAGCAGAUAACUGGAAUCAAGCCGUCCCUAACAUUGAUAGCAGCAGAGGAAGUGAUGAGCCUUGUAACAGCACAAGUCGCUGAAAACAGCGAAUUGAACGAAGUGUGGAAGGACAUUCUAAACGCAGAGGGUGAUGAGAUUUACGUAAAGGACAUAGAGUUGUACAUGAAAAAUGGUGAGAACCCUUCAUUCACCGAGCUCUCAGAGCGAGCUUGGCUAAGGAGAGAAGUCGCAAUAGGCUACAUCAAAGGAGGCAAAAAGAUAAUCAAUCCUGUUCCAAAGACAGAACCUCUCUCCCUUGAAAUGACAGACUCAUUGAUUGUUAUAUCAGAGCUUGAAGGAGACCAACCAAUCACACUAUGA